GCCUCCGCGGCAGCAGCAGUUGCAUAAGAGGCAGCAGCUGCUGCAUCGUCAGCACCUCCCUCCCUCCUCCCUCCCCCACGCGGCGGCACAAUGGCGGCUCUGGAGCAGAACCCUGCUGACGAGUUGGUUGAUUAUGAAGAAGAUGAGCAGCAAAACGACGCCAAGGAGAAGGGCGUCGGGGAGGAGGUUGUCGGCCGAGGAAACUACGUUUCGAUUCAUGCGAGCGGCUUUAGGGAUUUCUUUCUCAAGCCUGAACUCUUGAGGGCUAUUGGCGACGCAGGGUUUGAGCAUCCCUCGGAAGUACAGCACGAGACGAUUCCCCACGCGAUUACGGGUGUUGACAUUCUGUGCCAAGCGAAGAGUGGCAUGGGUAAAACUGCGGUAUUUGUGUUGUCCAUCUUGCAACAGCUGAACGUGGAUAGCGCUGCUGCUGCCGCCCCGGCUGCCUCGGCCCCUAAGCGUGCAGGAGGCGAGACAGCAGAGGGCUCUGGAGCUACAACUGCGGCAGCAGACAGUGCAGUGCCCGGCGUUGUCUGCCUGGGUCUGGCUCACACCCGCGAGCUUGCAUUCCAGAUAAAAAACGAGUUCGAGCGAUUCAGCAAGUACUUGAAAUACGUGAAGUGCGAAGUGGUGUACGGCGGUGUGCCGAUCCAAAAGAACAUUGAAAUGCUCUCCGACCCAAAGAGGGUCCCUUCCAUCCUCAUCGGUACACCUGGCAGGUUAUUGGCCCUUCUUUUGGGGAAGCACCUUGACCCCAGCAAAAUAAGCCACUUUGUUCUUGAUGAAUGCGAUAAGUGUCUCGAGAAGCUCGACAUGAGGAAAGAUGUCCAGUCGAUCUUCGUACUCACGCCAAAGAAGAAGCAGGUAAUGUUCUUUUCGGCGACGAUGGGGCGCGAAAUGCGCGCGGUGUGCAAGCGCUUCAUGCAAAACCCGGUGGAGGUAUUCAUCGAUGACGAAAGCAAGCUUACUUUACACGGGCUCCUGCAGUACUACGUAAAAUUGGCCGAAGCUGACAAGAAUAGGCGGCUCAAUGAUCUCCUUGACUCGCUGGAGUUUAACCAGGUCAUCAUCUUCGUCAAGUCUGUCUCCAGGGCCCAGGCACUCAAUAAACUGUUGACUGAAUGCAACUUCCCCUCUAUUGCCAUUCAUAGAGGACUCGAUCAGGAAGACAGGAUCAACCGGUACCAGCAGUUCAAGAACUUCGAGAAACGCAUAAUGGUGGCGACCGAUCUCUUUGGCCGCGGAAUUGACAUUGAACGAGUUAAUAUUGUCGUCAACUACGACAUGCCGGAGAGCAGUGACUCCUACCUUCACAGGGUGGGGCGUGCUGGUCGCUUCGGUACGAAAGGCUUGGCGGUGACGUUUGUGGCGAGUCAGGAAGAUACCAACGUCCUGAACGACGUGCAAACCCGAUUCGAAGUCCACAUUCCUGAGAUGCCGGCUGCAAUAGACGCCUCCCAGUACAUCAACCAAUGA
Cyclospora cayetanensis is the source of this 1476-nucleotide messenger RNA. Its product is annotated as ATP-dependent RNA helicase DDX39A. The record is from RefSeq and is a predicted model, not a curated record. The transcript has 7 exons. Lineage: Eukaryota; Apicomplexa; Conoidasida; Eucoccidiorida; Eimeriidae. Bases 91 to 1476 code for a protein of 461 amino acids. Gene Ontology annotation, molecular function: ATP binding; RNA binding; RNA helicase activity.